Gossypium arboreum is the source of this 786-nucleotide messenger RNA. RefSeq lists its product as uncharacterized. The record is from RefSeq and is a predicted model, not a curated record. Bases 136 to 603 code for a protein of 155 amino acids. The transcript has 2 exons. Lineage: Eukaryota; Viridiplantae; Streptophyta; Magnoliopsida; Malvales; Malvaceae.
AUGAUUUAUUCUACGCAAACCGACCGAAAACUACUUCACGAACAGUAUUUAUUUAUAUAUAUAUAUAUAUAUAUUCGAUGAAACAGAUAAAUUUGCAGCGAUUCAGAUGCAUUGGUUUCAUUUGGUAGAGUAGUUAUGAUGAUGAUGGAAACUGGCUUCAACCACCUGAGAUUCCCAGCAACUGUGCUCUUUUUGCUGCUCUUCCUUCACCUUCACCUUCACCUUCUUCUUGCACUUCCUCUAAAUUCCAUGGUUGCACAUGACCUCAAUCAUGAAAAACAAAAUAGUAAAGAGGCAAUGGAGGUAAAGCAAUUUUCAAUCCCGGAUGAAGCGAUCAAAGUUGUAAAAAAGCGGGGUGGUGGGGCAGCAGCUGGUGCCCACGGUGGAGGAGAACAUGGCAGUGCAGGUAAUGGUGGUGGGGAUAAUGGCAGAGGAUCAGGAGGGCAGAUUCCGGUUUAUGCUGCCGGGGCCGGGAACCAUAACCGUGACCAUCUACACCAUGGGUCUACGAGUGGCACCGUGAACUACAUUGGCACGAGUUGCUUGCCUUUAAUACUGUUUUUGUUUUUUUUUAUUUGUUUGUUGUAUGUAACAUGUAUUUAGUUUGAUUGGUAUUGUUAUUGUUGCAAAUAUAAAAAGAUGUAGGUUUAAGCGUGCUAAGCGAAUUUAUCCUCUUGUUUAAUAGUUAAGAGGGGUUAUAUCUUAUGCAUUGUAUAAAAAAAAUAAUGUGAUGGUUUUUUCUCUAGUUAAUAAAUUAGGUGAAUACUCACAUGUAUUUGUACAAAA